GCCGAGAUCAAAUAUUAUCAUUUGUGUUAAUAUAAACGUUUUGUUACAGAUUUAGUAAUAUAGAAGUUAAAUACAAUUCUUAUUCUCUGUUAAUUAACUGUUAUUGAGUUGGAACUUGUUAAAUCAAUUUUUGACUACCGUAUUUAAGUUUAUACUUAACAUACUUAAUCAAUCUACAAUGGGAAAAAGUUCAAAAAAGAAGCAUUCGAAAAAAAACAAAAAAGAAAGAACCAUAGAAAGUGGUGGUAUCAAAAAAUCCAAACAAGUAUUAGCAGAUUACGAUCCUACUGGACCUGUAAUGCUUUUAGGUUCAAUAUUUUCUUUUCGACAUCUCAAACCUAUACCAAUUCCUGAAAAAGAUCUUCUUGGAAAAUGUCGCUUUGUCGGAGAGUUUGAAAAGUUAAACAGAAUUGGUGAAGGAACAUAUGGUGUGGUUUAUCGGGCUAAAGAUUCAAAAUCACCCGUGGAGAAAAUAGUGGCAUUAAAAAAGGUACGCAUGGAAAAUGAAAAAGAAGGAUUACCUAUGAGUGCCCUUCGUGAAAUAUCAUUAUUACUGAAAUGUGAUCAUGAAAAUAUUGUCAGAUUACAAGAAGUUUUAGUGGGAAGAAGUUUAGACAGCAUAUUUCUUUCCAUGGAGUAUUGUGAACAUGAUUUAUCUAGCUUACUGGAUAAUAUGGCCACAGCGUUCACCGAAUCUCAAGUGAAGUGUAUAUUUUUACAGCUUUUGAAAGGACUAAAGUAUUUGCAUUCAAAUUUCAUCAUUCAUAGAGAUCUUAAAGUAUCAAAUUUAUUGAUAACAGACAAAGGCUGUGUAAAAAUAGCCGAUUUUGGACUAGCACGUUUUUUUGGUGUGCCACCGAAAAAAAUGACAGCCAAAGUAGUGACACUUUGGUACAGAGCUCCUGAAGUGUUAUUGGGUUCUCCUAAGCUAACAACAGCUAUUGAUAUGUGGGCAACUGGAUGUAUUUUUGCUGAAUUAUUACUUCACAAGCCAUUAUUGCCAGGCCGUACUGAAAUACAUCAGCUUGAUUUGAUAUGUCAACUCCUUGGUACUCCUAAUGCAUCUAUUUGGCCUGAAAUUGAUACACUACCGGCACUAAAAAACUUCACACUGAGACCUCAACCAUAUAAUAAUAUCAGACCAAAAUUCCCUUGGCUAUCAGAUGCAGGUAUUCGACUCUUAAACUUUUUGUUCAUGUAUGAACCUAGCAGAAGAGCAACAGCCGAAGAAUGUCUUCAAAGCUCAUACUUUGUGGAACCACCAUUACCUUGUGAUCCAAAAUUAAUGCCUACAUUCCCUCAACAUCGUAAUUUAAAAUUGAAAAAACCGUCUAAUCAACCAAAAGUGUGUCAAACAAUUCCACCAGUUGUUCCAUCUUUAACAGACUUGCUUAGUUGGAAGUAGAAAAAA
Messenger RNA from Sipha flava (yellow sugarcane aphid), 1411 nucleotides. It is a transcript of the gene Cdc10, whose product is annotated as cyclin-dependent kinase 10. Bases 179 to 1405 code for a protein of 408 amino acids. Gene Ontology annotation, biological process: regulation of mitotic cell cycle; protein phosphorylation. The transcript is spliced from 10 exons. Gene Ontology annotation, molecular function: ATP binding; cyclin-dependent protein serine/threonine kinase activity. Lineage: Eukaryota; Metazoa; Arthropoda; Insecta; Hemiptera; Aphididae. Gene Ontology annotation, cellular component: nucleus. The record is from RefSeq and is a predicted model, not a curated record.